Molecule: messenger RNA, 597 nt
Organism: Symbiodinium natans
Lineage: Eukaryota; Dinophyceae; Suessiales; Symbiodiniaceae
Source: the annotation of a GenBank genome assembly
AUGUCGACCAUCGACUACUCCAAGUGGGAGAAACUCCAGGAAGGCAGUGACGAAGAGAUGUUCCAGCAACCCCUACCUCCGAGCUCACCACGACAGCCCAUCAAAGUCGGACCGUUCGCGGUGGCCAACCCUCGCCUUCCAGACGAUCCCACAGCACGCCGCGAAGUUCUUCGUGAACAAAAAGAGCUUCGCGAUUUCGUGCGGUUGCAUCCAUGUCCCGCAGAAGCAGACCUCCGCGCAUGGCUUCGCAGGAUGCAUGAGCAGUCCGAGAAGCCGCAAGUGAAACACGGCACAUUUGCCUGGGUCAUGCGAAACAUGGAAUGGAACUCGGAACACCUUGCGUGGUUCCACUACCCCUCCUUUCGCGUUCUGUGGGAGUCCGCCGCUUUGGCACCGAGCACUGCCUUCGCCGGCCAACGCAGCGCUGGCAUCACGUUGUAUGAGCGUGGGGGCAAGCCCUGCAUGCAGUUCAACUUCUACGCCCUGCAUCACGCCAUGGCCGGUGAGGACUUUCACGCCAAUGCACCCUUCCCAGUCUACACCUUCGCAGGCGACAUCGAAAAGGUCUGGGACGGCAUCGGAUCGUGGUGGGCAUAG